GUGAGAGGCAGACACACGCACACUACCACACCGACUCACACUUGACGCGGUCGUUACACCUCGGAAUGGUCGUUAGAGGUCAUCGGUGUAUGCCAGAGUGUGCCAGUGUGUUCCCUGUCGUCCUGCAUCUCGGGUGAGCACGGCCUGUCACACACCACCCCGAGAUGUUCGUGAGUGUGUAGGGGGCGCCGCCGCUACGCUACCGCCGCUCAGUCUAUCUAGCCUGAGAGAGCGAGGGGGUGUCAGUCAGUGAGUGUCCGUGUGCCGUGCCCGUGUGAGGAGUGUGUCCCGCAGCCAGUGUUGUCUUUCUAGUGAGUGUCUGGAGACUAACCUGGACUACACACGACCUUGGGACCUUCAUCUCACCAGUCACAGCCACCACCACCACCAGCUCCAGCUCCAGCUCCUGCAGCAUCGCCAUCCCUCCCUUCGUCAGCGCCGCCGUCACUCAUCAUGGACCCAAUGUACUACCACUGGUGGAACAGCCAUAACCAACACAACUCAGGUACAAACUGGUAUAUGGAUCCUCAUAAAACGGGAGGUGGCAUGAACCAGCAACCGCCACCUGCACACAACAUGCCUGGCCCACCACAGCACCCAAACACCCAGCACCCUCCCACCAUGGGCCAGGCCAUGCCACCACGGCCCAUGCAGCCCAACUACUCCAUGCAGCCCCGGCCAGCCCACACUGGUGCUCCGGGAGGCAUGGCAUCCAAGCCUAUGGGAGCUCCAGGUGGCCUUAUGGGUCCUAAACAGCAGACACAGGGUGGCAUGGGUCCCAAGCCCAUGGUGCAAGCAGCCACUGUGCAGCAGGUACAACAGAAAGCCCUCACCCCUAUCCACCAGCCAGCCCAGCCCAAGCCCAACAUGCCCGGCAACACCACUGCCAACAUGAUGGGCAAACCUUUUGGCUCGGCUGUCACUGUGUCCUCGGCCAUCACUCCCAAGCUGCCUGAAGCCCUGCAGCAGCCCCACACACAGCCACAGCAGCCUAAACCAGCUGUCUCUGUCCAGCAACAGCACCAUCAGCAACAACAGCAUCAGCUGCAGCAGCAACAGCAACAACAGCAGCAACAGCAGCAACAGCAACAGCAACAGCAACAACAACAACAGCAACAACAACAGCAACAGCAGCAGCAAGUACAGCAGGAACAGUCACAACAAAACCAAUCCUCCAAACCCAGUGUACCUGUCCAGCAGCAGCAGCAGUCUGUCAAGCCAUCAGUACCUGUCCAACACCACAAUCAACAGCCACCUAAGUCUAAUGUACCUGUCCAACAACUACAGAACCAGCAGCCUCUCAAGCCUGUAGUGUCAGCUCAGCAGCAGCUGCAGCAGCAACAGCAAUCACAGCCUCCAAAGACGCCUGCCUCUCAGAACGCAACAACACUACCAAAGCCACCCACACCUUCAGUGUCAAUCACUCCAAGCAUUGCUAAGCCAACCCAGAGCUUACUAACAGGGAACCAGGCCAAGCCAGUACAAGCCCAGGUUGCUUCCUCCCCCACCAAGCCUGUGCCAGCAGCUGUGCCCAUUCCGGCCACCGUGACUGCCAUCCCUGCCAAGCCCAGCACACCAGCUGCCACUCCAGCUGCAGUGCCCACCUCCACCCCUAAGCCUGCAUCUAAUGAGGCCCCUUCAGCCCCACAGAGCCAAGCACAGAUGUCAAAGCCCACCACACAACCACCAGUGACUGUGACAGCCAAGCCUGAACAGCCUGUCAAGCCUACCACUCCUGCUGCCACAACAUCCACACCAACACCAACCUCACCAACCAAGCCUGCCACAGCUCCACCAGCUACAACUCCAGCAGCACCUCAGCCCAAGCCUUCUCAAACUGAGACUGCACCUACACAAAAACCUGCUGCAAGUGAGACCCCAGCCACCCAGAAGGCGGUGGAGCCCAGCAAACCAACCGAGGCACCACCAAAGACCCACACCGUGCCCAGCGUCAAUGGUGUGCCGGCCUCCAAGACCACUGUCAAGCCGGCCACCACAGCGCCACCACAGUCCAAACCUGCCGACACUCCUCCCGUCGCCGAUGCCAAGCCAGCGACACUUCCAGCUUCCUCCCCCACCAAGCCAACACCUGUGGCGGCCAAGCCCAAGGUGGAAGCUUCCCCGCCUCAGCCUAAGAAGGAGGCAGCAAAAGUGCCUUCCACCCCCAAGGCAGCUACAGAGAACUCCACAGACACCAAGACCACCAAUCACCUGGACACCAAGGAGGAGGCUGAGGAGACACCAAAGAAACUCCAGCCUAGGACACCCAGGCAAAAACGAGAGGUGCAGGUGAUGCAGGAGACGCCCGGGGAUGAGCGCCGCAGCAAACGGUCGCGUAACCCGGCCACUCUGUACCAGUCGCCCAGCACAGAGCCCAUCAGUCGGCCACGGAAGAGUGAGCCGGCCACACCCAAGGCUCCCCAGGACAAACUCAUCAUAUUCUUCAGAAAUGAACAUGUGGCAGUGAGGAACUCGGAGGGAACCUUCUUCCUUUGUCAGGUGGCACAGAACGUCUUCAAAAACACACGCAAGAUCAAGAUCAGAUGGCUGUCACCAUUGGACCCGGAUGACAAGAACUGCAGCACCUACACCCCAGACUAUUACGACAUCACAGAUUUUGACUGCAUCCUGACCACAGUGAGUCUGGAGCGGAUAGAUCGGAAAACACUGCGAUUACGACCUGAGGAGGAGACACGAAUCAACAACAUCCUGAAGCGUGCCAUGGAUGUGGAGAAGGGCGUCAUGUCUGACAACUCCAACGUUAAUCCAGAUCACCCCGAUGGAUUGGAUCUGUCACUCUACAUCAAUGAAGACCAGCUGAAGACAAGGAGGAAGCGAAGUUCUCCAUCCAAGAGAAAGAAGAAAGAGGAGUCGUCUGGGGAGAGUGGAGUGGAGUCAGAGGACGGGUCCCAUGAUAGUGAAGGUGAAGGUGAGGUGAGCCCCAGGAAAGCAGCGAAAACUCCCUCCAGACGCAAGCCCCGGGCAGGCAGCAAGACCCCGAGUACAGCCAAGGGCAAGGCCUCCACCCCGGCCGCUGCCACCAAGACUAAAACACCCAAGGCCGGCCAGACAUCAACCCCAAGAAGCACCGUCAAAGCAUCUGCUACAAAGACGCGAGGCACCCCCAAGGCCACCCCUGCCAAGGCUGUCUCCCCUAAAACCACCCCAAAAGCCACCGUCCCCGCCAAGGCAACUCCCAAGAUGGGGCGGCGGGCUGCAAGGAAAUAGCCCGAGGCCCAGUCGUCUGAGCCUGCCGAUCAGAGCCCAGAGGAAUCUAAGAGCAUAAGAGGAAGCCCACCCAAGAACCUUACUGCCUGCAUUCGGCUGAUGCUCCUUGAUAAAUAACAAUCCGUCGUCCAAUUGUUGGUUUAUAAGGGAAAGGGAACGAGUGAGCAAGCGAACCCCUGGAGAUGAGCUUUGUGGCGCGGAGGAGUGUGACCGAGCUGUGGUGUGUGGAAGCGGUGCACGUGUAGUGACGAGCAAAGGCAUAAAAGAGGUGAUUUCCUUGUCUCCAUCUCUUGGUCUUCCUUUUCUCUCUCUCUCUCUCUCUCUCUCUCUCUCUCUCUCUCUCUCUCUCUCUCUCUCUCUCUCUCUCUCUCUCUCUCUCUCUCUCUCUCUCUCUCUCUCUGUCCUUAGCGGUCACGCGGAUUAAGGCGCUGCAUUCUGUCACGAUGGUGGUAGAUUGCGGGGCAUUGAUUCGAACCUCACUAAUGACAUCUAGCAGCUAUAUGGCCUUUCAAAUUACUUCAUUGGAGGGGGGCUCCCUUGUGAUGAUUUAAUUUGAGGAUUAUUUAAUCCUUUAAAAAUCUCUCUCUCUCUCUCUCUCUCUCUCUCUCUCUCUCUCUCUCUCUCUCUCUCUCUCUCUCUCUCUCUCUCUCUCUCUCUCUCUCUCUCUCUCUCUCUCUCUCUCUCUCUCUCUCUCUCUCUCUCUCUCUCUCUCUCUCUCUCUCUCUCUCUCUCUCUCUCUCUCAAGACCUUCUGUUUGUUUAACAAGACCACUACUAUUGCUUCUGCUGUUUUUUGCUCCCUCUUACUACUGCAAUCUUUAGCAUUUGCUGCACUAUCUGUCUACUACUACUAUGACUAUGACUUGUACUUCUGAAUUAUUUGCUUCUACUUAAAGCAACACCACAACCACUACUGCUGUGUCAGUCUCGUCUCCCCAAUGUGUCGUCAUCAGAGUUUCACCCAACUCGGCUCUCCACAGAGGACCCAAUCAGAAGGCUGUUUGUCCUUGGUGUGUGAGCUGCCUCCCUCCCUGCAUGAAUGAUGGUGCCUGAGAGAGUAAGUGUGUACAGAGCUCAGUGGGGGGUACAUGUAACCAGUUUUAAAUUAACUAGAGGAUAGGUUAUGUUCAGAGUACAUAUUAAUGUUUUAAUCUAUUGUAUAUGUAUAAUAGUUCUAAAUGUACAACUCAAACUUUGUAUUAUAACAAUUUGACAAUGUGGCAUUCCCCUUCCCUUCCCUCCCUCAUCCCCUUUCCUACUACAACUCCCCACACCCACCCCUCCCUUCCCUGCCUUUGCCUCUCCCACCCCUGCCCCACGUCGGGAGGCUGGGGCGCCGGGUGAUCAAUCAACUCCCGCAGACUGUAAAUCACUGCUCAACCUGAAAUUAGUUCUUACUUUGGAGGUGUGUCCUCUCUUGGGCCCUGGGUGAGGGAUGUAGCAUGAGUUCUUUCUGAUGCAUUAGUAAGGUUUAGUCCCAAUGACAAGAGGCUCCACACCCCUUUCUCUCAUUGGGUCAUUACAGAGUUUUGAGUUUGUAUACUAAUGUAAAUCCAUAAAACAGUGGGUCUUGCAAUCAUUCUUUUUAAGAGUUUUAUUUUUUUGUUACUUUUCAAAGUGGAAAUGCAAUAUUUUGCUACUGUUCAAUGCACGAUUACUACUUGCACUUAAGUACUGAGCAAUUGGCUUAGGAAUUACUCAGCAGUAGCAUAGUAGUGUCUGCCCUCUACCUCAAGGAGACCAGCGAGGAGUACCUGUCCCGUGCAGGGCGACGAGCCACACCAGCCGUGUACAUUCUUCAUAUAUGCCGUGUAAGAUUGUCGUAUUAUUUUUUGACUAACCUGACGAAAGGGGAUUUGUCUGAGGCAGUGUGUGCUGGCUGGGUGGAGGGCAGACAGUGGUAGGCUGUACAUAGUGACGAUCGUAACAUUGAUGUGCUGUCUUGAUCGUAGGUGUGUGACUUGCGAAUGCUGUCUGUGUUACAGAUUAUAUUUGGCUGUAAUUCUUAGAGACCACACGAGUGGUAAGAAUGAUGAAAAAAGUCCAUCCUAGUUUUCAGAACUUAAAACACGUGCCGACCCCAUAACGAAUCUGUCACGAAGGCUGUUGUCUGACCACUUGGGUACAUUUUAUGCCUGGGUUGGGGUGUACCUGGAGGCAGUAGUAAGUAGUACUGAAAGUUAUGACUGCAUUCAAGUUGUGUUUAAGAUUUAACAUCCUUGAGCAUAUCUGGGCUAUGGUUGAGAUGUGCUGAGUGAGUGCUGUUCUGUGCAUAACCAAGCCCUGUAUUAUCUUAAGCCUAAUUUCUUAGCACUGUUCAGGGCAGCAUGAGGGGACCAUCCUGGGGUUCCUUACUGCUGCCCCUGAAGGGUGUUUACCAAUAGAUAGGGGGUUUAUGUGGGAGGUAUAUUGACCUUAUUUUAUUUUUUUUAUAUUAGUAUGGGCAUUGCCCAUAAGUGAACCAAGAAAAUCCAUUGUCCUUGGUUUUGUGCUGAGUAAACUCCAAUAUCUGAUGAGCUCCUGAAUGUUCUCCACUGGUGUGUAAACAUUACCAAUAUUAGGUGUAAUGUACAUGGAACCGACCUGUUCUUUCAUAUAGUUUGUGUAAUGAACUGGCAACGUGACUGUUUAACAAGUUGCUUUUAUAACAGUGUUCGGUGAAUUUUAUACAAGUUUCGAGGACUUGGGGUGUUUGUAAAUUUUCAAUUUAACGCCCUGCUAGUGCAAACCUACCUAGCUGCUGGCUCUACUGUGCAGGGAGCGAUGCUUGGCAGGGUGCAACGAGGGCAGAACAGAAAACUGAACUAUUUCUGUUGACAUCCAGUGUACUGUACCUGUAGACCUAUAGACUGACAAAGCAAGGAAACUGAGGCUGCUCUCAGCAAGCAGGUGGCUGGAACUGGUGUUCAGGAAAAAGAUGAUGUGUGAUGAAUUUCAGUGGCAUCAUGAGAGCAGCUAGUCUUGACACAGUCCACCACCUGUCGCAGAGUGUUACAGAAGCUGUAACUUACUGUUGAGAUCAAUCUGCUGGCCAGCAAGUGAUUAACUGGAGACUGGGAAGGUGUAAUUGUGGUGCAGGUGCAGAACCUCACUCUUAUCAUGAAGUCUUAGCCAGGCAAAGGCUGGAAAACGACUGACUGAUACUACUGUACCACACCCCUGCCAUCAAGGGAACGUGAGGAUUGGCUGUGUAGGCAAUCUGCAUUUCCUCAAGCAUUGGUCAGCUUAGCCAGCCGCCGGGCCGCCCUGCCUCGCUCGUCUCCAUCUUGUGUCAUGAACUUACAGCUACUCACUGAAAGGCAUUUUUGAAACCGACCGACAAAAUAUAUAUAGUAUAAUAACUGUAAACAAAAGCGGACUGGAUUGCACGUAACCCAUGUGAUUACAUUGUAUUUUUAAUGGAAGAACAAUUACUGAAUAAUUUGCCAUUGAUGUUUGUUAACCCCUAAGAUAUCAAAGUUGUGUAAAUUAUGCUUUUUUUCACUAGUUGCUAUUAAAGAUUAUUUUGAGGAAAACUAUAUAUUUAUUUUAAUGUCAGUGAUCCUUUCUGGAAAACAAUGGCUGUUUGUAGGGGAAAGGGCUUGUGUUUUAGACAUUUUGUUUAGUCAGUCUCCCAGAUGCUAGACCGAACUCGUGUCAGACAACGGAUUAGUUUCUCUUUUUGCAACUGACCAUUUUCAAGAGGUAUUUUACAUACAGUAAGUAGGUCACAUUGUAGCAAUGUGCCAUUGUUUUCAUAAGUAAAUAUCAUUGUACAA
Molecule: messenger RNA, 6985 nt
Organism: Portunus trituberculatus (swimming crab)
Lineage: Eukaryota; Metazoa; Arthropoda; Malacostraca; Decapoda; Portunidae
Product: proteoglycan 4-like
Exons: 8
Coding region: 454-3228 (924 amino acids)
Source: RefSeq, a predicted model, not a curated record